Conger conger (European conger) is the source of this 3795-nucleotide messenger RNA. It is a transcript of the gene optn, whose product is annotated as optineurin. The record is from RefSeq and is a predicted model, not a curated record. Gene Ontology annotation, molecular function: K63-linked polyubiquitin modification-dependent protein binding. Gene Ontology annotation, biological process: regulation of canonical NF-kappaB signal transduction; protein localization to Golgi apparatus; Golgi ribbon formation. NCBI's taxonomy places the organism in Eukaryota, Metazoa, Chordata, Actinopteri, Anguilliformes, Congridae. Gene Ontology annotation, cellular component: cytoplasm; Golgi apparatus; nucleus. Bases 156 to 2429 code for a protein of 757 amino acids. The transcript is spliced from 19 exons.
ACGACAGGACGUCAAAACCAGGAAAUAGCACUUGCGCUAGGUUUUCGAAGUACAGUUGUUUUGAGUGCUUAAUUCGUUCGCAAAUAUUAUUUUAUUUGUUUGAUAAGGCCGCUUUGAGGAAAUACGGCACCACAUCACAACGGAUUGAGAACAAGAUGGCUUCAAAUCCCCCGAUGGAGAAUGGGGCCAUUCAGGGUCCUUCCCAGCAAAGGUCUGUGGAAGGGGACUACCUUGUAGAGACCGCCACUCUGGAAGACACCCUUCAGCAGAUGAAUGUCCUUAUGAAGGAGAACAAGGAAUUGAAGGUUGCCCUGAAGGAGACAAACAACUCUAUGAAGGAUAGGUUUGAGGGGCUGGCUGCCUGGAAGGACAAGCAGAAAGAGGAGCGGGACUUUCUGGAGGGGAAGCUGGGGGAAGCGAAGGAGCGAGUGUCUGUCCUCACCAAGCGCAACGAGGAGCUAAAGAAGAAGCUACAGGUUCUGGAGAAGGCAGAGGGAGCUGUGGAGGGGGAGUCUGGCCAUUGGAGCAUGCAGAUUGAGGCCCUGAAGGCCCAGAUCGUGAGGCUGCAGGCGGAGAAGAGCGACCUGGUGGCCAUGAACUCGGAGCUGCAGCUGAAGAUGAGGCCCAGCUCGCCCGAGGGCUUCAUCGAGAUCUGCAUCGCGGAGGGAGGAGUGGAUGUGACAAAAGAUUUCCCAAAUGGACCCAAGGACUCUUGCAUGACCAGGUCUGACCUGACCGUAUCCCGGCAAGACUCCGAGGAGUACACGGUGAGCCAGCUGCUGCAGUCCCUGAGAAAGGAGACUCAGAAAGUGGAGAAGCUGGAAGUCGAGCUCCUGGCUUCGAGAGAGAGGGUUGCGGAACUGGAGUUUGCGGCUGUAAAGCAGGGCGAGGCUGAGACUCAGACCUCCCUGCCAGUGGGAGAGAUGGAGGGGUCCACAGCUGCAGCCCAGGCCAACGGACAAACUCAACAGGAUGCCCCGCAGAAGGAGGCUGACACCGAGCUGGAGAACCUGAAGGCUCAGAUGAGUAAACUGUUCAGAGAGCUGCAGCAGGCUCAGGCCAAGCUGGACGACGCAGAGGACAUGAAGAAGAGCCUCCACGACAGGUGCAGGAGCAUGGAGAAGGAUGUAGCCAUGCUUAAAGCUCAGCUGGUGGAGAAGCUGCAGGUGCAGACGGACAAUCAGAGGCUGAAACUGCAGUUGGAGAACAUGAUCAAAAUGCAGCAGAGAAAGACAGGGGAUGAGAGGUGCGGAGACAUGGAGAAGGACCUGGCUAUGCUGAGGGCCCAGCUUGUAGAGAAGCAGCAGGUACAGACGGAGAAUGAACAUCUCAAACUGCAGGUGGCGAGCAUGCAGUCCAUGAUAACAACCGAGCAGGGAAAAGCAGAGGAGGACAGGUGCAGAGACAUGGAGAAGGACCUGGCUAUGCUGAGGGCCCAGCUUGUAGAGAGGCAGCAGGUACAGACGGAGAAUGAACAGCUCAAACUGCAGGUGGAGAGCAUGCAGUCCGUAAACAAGAUGGAGCAGAAGAAAGCAGAUGAUGAGAGGUGCAGAGACAUGGAGAAGGACCUGGCUAUGCUGAGGGCCCAGCUUGUAGAGAAGCAGCAGGUACAGACGGAGAAUGAACAGCUCAAACUGCAGGUGGAGAGCAUGCAGUCCGUAAACAAGAUGGAGCAGAGGAGAGCAGAUGAUGAGAGGACAAAUACGGCUAAGGUGAUGGAGGAAUACACCAAGCUGAAUGAAGAUUAUAAUGGGCUGAAGCAGGAAAUGAAGACAAAAGAGACGGAGAAUGAAAAGCUGAAACUGCAGGUGGACAGAAUCCAGGCCAUGAUCAGGCUGGAGCAGAAGAAGGCUGAGGAUGAGAGGACAAAUAUGGCUCUGGUCAAGGAGGAAUACACCAAGCUGUAUGAAGAUUAUAAUGCGCUGAAACAGGAAAUGAAGAAAAAAGAGCCGAUCUUGUCCAACGAGGAGGUGAGAGAGCUUCAGGCCACGCUGGAUGCUGCGGAGAAGGCCUUAGCUACCAAACAGCAGAAGAUCGAUGAGAUGAAGCAGGAGUUUUACAAGAAGGACAAGGAGCUGGAGACCAUCUCGGUCUUCCAGGCCCAGGCGGAGGUGUACUCCUCAGACUUCUACGCGGAGCGUGCAGCGAGGGAGAAGAUCCACGAGGAGAAGGAGCACCUGGCUGGCCAGCUGGAGUAUCUCAAACAGCAGAACAGGCAGCUGCAGGACGAGAUGGAGUCCAUGGGCAGACGAAAUCUCAACGAGAUGCAGAAGCGUCACACGUCCCUCGGAGGCGCUCCUGGUGGGGGUGGUCCGCAGCUGGGGGGCAGAGGUACUGAGAACAUCCCGGAACACGUCUGCCCCAAGUGCAAUGAGAUGCUGCCGGACCUCGACAGCCUCCAGAUACACAUCAUGGACUGCAUCAUCUGACUCUGUCGCCUGGCAACGGGCCCAGACUCGGCAUAGCCCUGUGCCCAGCCAUGGUGACAUGGUUCAUGGUGAUUAUGCAGCCUGAAAUAUUAUAUCCAAUGUAAUACUUGCUGUAAAUGGUAGUAUCUAAAUGUCUUACUGUAUGCUGGCAGAUUUUCUCAAGGGGUCUGGGCUUUUCUCAAGUGAGGCGAAGAGUAAUGGUAAUAUUGUAACUGAAGAGGUGCAUGAUUUGGCUAUGGAAUGAACCUAAAGGCAUAAAAGAACAAUGCAGAAAUAUGUUAACACGCUUGCUUCGCUUGGUUAAAUGUGGAGUACGCACGUUUUUUCAGUCAAAAUAUGCAAAAUAUGUUGGAUACUAUGCAGACACUAAAUGUAGUGUAAGAGAAGAGGAUAUGCAGUGUAGCUGGAGAGAAUUCCACCGACUGAUUUUACUGCUGAGGGGUACAAUCUUUAACUAAAAUGAUUUGGUCUUAUUUAAAAUCUAAUUUUGUUCAGAAUGUUAUGAAUGAAUUUUUUUCCAUAAAUAUUACAAAUCUGUGAGAAACAUCUCAUUUUUGGGCCUGUGGUACAGGGAUUGAAAGUUUGGCACCUGUACGGGAAAGCGCCACCAGAAUCAUCCACAAAGAAUUCUAAGAUAAAAAUGGUUGUGUAUUUUCAGACAUUUUAUACAGUUAAAGAGGAUCAAAAUAAGCCCAUACAACACAUGCAAAGUUGGUACAGGACUUCUGAAAUCAAAGCAUUAUGUGUAUUGCAUGUUUGCCAAAACACCCACCAAAAUAUAACAUUUAAAUAAUCACACAGUAUCAAGAUGAAAAAAGGCUAACUGGUUGUCAAUCACUGAAUGAGGUCAAAUUGACCCCAAACAUGAUAUUAGGGUUAACCACCAGAUGUUAUAAAGUUUUUUGAGGGUAAUUUAUUUGGCUAUGUACUGACUCAAUGAAAUGAGCAAUGUUUAUGAUUGUUUUAAAUCUUGGAAAUCUGUAAAGAAGAAAGGUGUGAUUGAUACAACUUCUUGUUUUGUAUAUCUUCUGGCACCAAUUAUGAAAAAUGUAAGAAAUGCACUAAGGUUCUAAUGUGGCCAGAUACUUCCUGAGACCUGGCAGAAAAAAAGAAAAUAUAUUUUAGGUCAUUUUAUUUUUUGACAUAACACAAGUUUCUUUGAUAACAUGUUGCCAUGAAAAUAAAAUAUUACUUAUUUUAUUUUUAUUGAAUUUCCCUUGUAGUGUAGGUUUCCGCAGGGUAGAAAAUACAGCUGUUGACAUUAAGACCAGAGACUUGUGCCUCCAACAGGGAAAAAAAUGCAUUGACGGGUCUUAUAGUAAUAUCCUUCAAUCAUGAACGCAUUAAAGAAAUUGUAUUUAUGAAA